UCUAGAAUUUCAGGAGUAAAGUUAAGCAUAGUAUAGUGUUGGUGUUGUUUAAUGAAAAUUGAAAAUGUGUGUGAAGCAUAUGACCCAACAACAGUAGCAAAACAAACACCACCACCACAAACUUCAAUAACAAAACACUUCCAAUUUCAUUUCUUCUUUCUUCCCAUCAACAAUCCCAACAACACUCACAUUUCUCUCAACAAUGACAAAAUCACCAAAAACAACCUGCGACCAAAACUCCAACAUGAAUCUCCUCCUAGUAUUAUUCCCACAAACCUCUUCACCUUCUUGUUCUUCUUCACCUUCACCAUCAUCAAAAUCUCUCAUAAUCUCCAAAGCUCAAUCCACUAUCUCAAUCUGCGCUCUCCUCCUCUUCACAACGCUCCUUCUCUUCACCCUCUCCACUCUCCCCAACACCUCUCCACCAUCCCCUUCACGACGCCGUUUCCUCCUCCACAACCACCAUAACCACCACAACUUCGCCCUCCAGAAAAUGGGUACCCUCUACCUCCGUGGAACCAGACCCAUGUCUGAUCUCCUCAUCUCCCACGUCUCAGACGAAACCACCCACGACGACUUUCGCUUCUUCCUCAGACUCCUCCAUCGCUCCACUAUCGUUUCCUCAACCGACGUCGUUUUCAUCUUCUCUUCACCUUCUUCAACUUCAUCUUUCUCUCCUAUUAUUCAACAAGAGAAUCACUCUUUCACAAAACUCCUUCACUCCAACAAUAACACAUUUUUCAACAAUUCUCGGUUUUUACACAAGGGAAACAAUCACAUUGGAGAAACAUUAUGGGGAAACAAAUUGAAAACUCUCAACAAUGUUACUGCUGGUUCUACUUCACUGAGUUAUGGAUCGGUACUGAGUUUCGACGCAACUGAACUCGACCCGGAAAACUCGCUAUCCGGGUUUCUCGACCGAGUUCCGUUCACUCUCCGACGCUGGGCGUGUUACCCAAUGCUACUAGGCCGUGUCAGACGCAACUUCAAACACGUGAUGCUAGUAGACACCAAAAGCGUUUUGAUACUCCGUGACCCGUUUAGCCGAGUCAAGAAUCGUAGUCCAGAAUCGGUUCUCCUCUUCAACAAACACGGCAAGAAGACUCAAUCAACUCAGCGCGCGGUUCUACCCUCUGUCAUCAUAGGCGGAGCUCGCGGGGUUCGACGGUUGUCUAAUGCGGUAAUGGUCGAGAUCGUUCGGGCCGCGACUCAGCAUAGGAAGAAGAAGAACUCGGUUUCUGAGUCCUCUGUUCUGAGUCAACUCGCGAGUAACGAGUUUCUCUUGAGAAGUAAGAAUGUUGAGUUAAUUGUGUUGAACGAGUUGGUUCCGGAAGCGAGUUCACUCAGUGGACACAAUCACGCAAUAAUUCAACGCGGUAAUGGUAAUCAUGAUUUUAAUUCUGUUAUUAAGAAGCAAAUUUGUUCGUCGGUGGUAGAUUCUUCUGUUUAUAGAGAUUGUUAAUUAGUUACAAAAAAAAUAAAUAAUAAAAAAAAUCACAUUUAUUA
This is a messenger RNA of Vicia villosa (hairy vetch), 1506 nucleotides long. RefSeq lists its product as uncharacterized. Lineage: Eukaryota; Viridiplantae; Streptophyta; Magnoliopsida; Fabales; Fabaceae. The record is from RefSeq and is a predicted model, not a curated record. The transcript has a single exon. The coding region runs from base 203 to 1462 and encodes 419 amino acids.